Messenger RNA from Silurus meridionalis, 414 nucleotides. Its product is annotated as ASNSD1 upstream open reading frame protein-like. The transcript is spliced from 4 exons. The record is from RefSeq and is a predicted model, not a curated record. Bases 92 to 313 code for a protein of 73 amino acids. NCBI's taxonomy places the organism in Eukaryota, Metazoa, Chordata, Actinopteri, Siluriformes, Siluridae.
AAAAAUAUUAACGCCGGUUGUUCAGACUUCCGCUUGAACACUUCCGGGAAUGCUUUAAUACAUAUUUUGGUAAGAAAAAUUAGACAGAAAAAUGUCUGCUGAUCAAGAAGAGCGCGAUACAAAAGAAGAAUUAAAUAAGCAGAUGAAGGAACAGAAGGUUGCCAUUGAUGAACUCUCAAAUCUGAAGAAGAACAGGAAAGUCUUCGUCCAGCAGCCGAACAGCAACAUCUUCUUCCUCGCGGACAAAGCAGAGACAACGAGCACCUGCAGGAGGAAUCUGGACAAAAUGAAGAAAGAAUACCAGGAUAUGUAGAACCUGUGUGUGUGUGUGAGAGAGAGGAAAAUGUGUGGGAUAUGCUGUGUAGUGAGUUUGUCUUCGUCUCAAUGUACACUUCACAAUCACGUCUACGAAAG